Dermacentor silvarum is the source of this 1299-nucleotide messenger RNA. Its product is annotated as alpha-1,3-mannosyl-glycoprotein 2-beta-N-acetylglucosaminyltransferase-like. The transcript has a single exon. The record is from RefSeq and is a predicted model, not a curated record. Gene Ontology annotation, molecular function: alpha-1,3-mannosylglycoprotein 2-beta-N-acetylglucosaminyltransferase activity. Lineage: Eukaryota; Metazoa; Arthropoda; Arachnida; Ixodida; Ixodidae. Gene Ontology annotation, biological process: protein N-linked glycosylation. Gene Ontology annotation, cellular component: Golgi apparatus. Bases 1 to 1299 code for a protein of 432 amino acids.
AUGAACCGGCUGCACGUGCUUCUGCUGGCCGGCGCCCUUCUCUGGGCCCUCGUCACCGGGCUCAUAUUCGUGCAGAUCAACCAGAGUCGCUUGCACGGCGUCUUGCACUCGCAGGCAAUCGUACUGGAACGAGACGUGCGCUCGCAGCUCGACUCUAACGACGAAGUGCUCGACCAGCUUAAGCAGUGGAAGAAAGCGAUCGACGACGCCAGGGAGGAACAGGAGGUCAUCGCAAUCCUGGUGCUCACCUGCAACCGAGUGUCCGUGACACGCACGCUGAACCAGGUGAUGCGGUACCGCCCGUCGCAGCCACGGUUCCCUGUCAUCGUGAGCCAGGACGGCUACAACAACGAGACCUCCGAACUACUUCUCCGGUAUCAGCGGAAGCACAAGUUCACCCUGCUUCAUCAGCCCGAUCAGAAGAAGCUCACAGAGGGUAUAACGGCGGUGUUUAACAUCGAGGGUUACCACCGCAUCUCGCGGCAUUACAAGUGGGCGCUCACGCAAGUUUUCAAUCGUCUGAAACACACCGCCGUCAUUGUGCUUGAGGACGACCUGGACAUUGCGCCCGACUUCUUCGAGUAUUUCGCUUCGCUGCUUUCCAUUCUGCGGAAGGAUCCCAGCUUGUUUUGCGUGUCUGCUUACAACGAUAACGGCAAGCGAAGUCACAUCUCUUUGCUGCCGGACAUGCUACACCGCACAGACUUUUUCUCAGGCUUAGGGUGGCUCUUGACUCGUGAGUUAUGGAAUGAGAUUGGUCCUCGGUGGCCUAAAGCUUUCUGGGAUGACUGGAUGCGGCAGCCUCAACAACGCAAAGGCCGCGCGUGCAUCCGGCCCGAAGUGUCACGCUCACGGACGUUCGGUCGUAUAGGCGUCAGCGAAGGGCAAUUCUUCGACAAGUACUUGAAAGACGUGUACCUCAACAACGUCUUCGUGCGCUUCAGUGGCAUGGACUUAAGUUACUUGCUCCAAACUCGCUAUGAUCACGCGUUUCAAAUGACAGUUAGCGAGAGCAGAGUAUACACUUUCGAGGAUCUCAAAAAGGGACUCAUUGCUCAAACUCCGGCAAGGAUACCUUACGCGAAUGAGAGUGAGUUUGCUGAAAUCGCGAAAGUUCUGAACAUCAUGAACGAUUUUAAGGCAGGUGUUCCGCGUACCGCUUACAAGGGCGUUGUGAGCACUUAUAUUGACGGGAUACGGUUGUUCGUUGUGCCUCAUCCGUGGCCCUUUGAACCUCAUCCCUACAAGGCGAACCGACAUCAACUGAGUGGUCAGCUCGCGCCGCGGCCGCUGCGGUAG